Molecule: messenger RNA, 2034 nt
Organism: Haliotis rubra (blacklip abalone)
Lineage: Eukaryota; Metazoa; Mollusca; Gastropoda; Lepetellida; Haliotidae
Exons: 6
Coding region: 108-1346 (412 amino acids)
Source: RefSeq, a predicted model, not a curated record
UGUAUAUUACAUCAGGUGAUCAGUCUGUCUUUGAUAUUACAACCCAGCCGCACCCGACAGGGAGCAGUGUAGUACUUCAGGUCUCGCGCCUGGUGCUCGCCGUAACCAUGCCACCAAAGAGGAAUGUGCAAGAAAAUCCGGCGCUAAUAGAAGUGAGUCAACAGCAGGGGAGACAACCCAACCCUUCCUCAACACAAGAAGGUGCUGUGGCCAUACCAUCAAAAGACACACCGGCGAUUAUAGAGGAGAACCAGCAGCAGGGACUUCAGUCCAUUUCUACAACCACACACAACUACAUCGGUUGUUCAGUAUCCCAGUAUGACCUGUCUAACUCAUCUCAAACUUCAGAGGGGAAUCUCGGACAUCGUGGCUGUGUAUCACAAGCAUCUCUUAGCAUCAGGAUCAAGCAACUCAAUGAAGGGUUUGAGGAAAUUGGCACACUCCAUAAAGCAGAAGAACUCCUAAAAAGACACAACCAUGUGACAGUUUGUGGAGCUCCCGGCGAUGGAAAAACAAGCAUUGCUCUCAAGAUAUGUGAGAAAUAUCUGCGAAAGAAAUAUGAAGUUGUAUUUGUUGAAAAUGUUGAAGAGUUUCAAGAAGAUACAAUAAUUCAGCGACAGUGUCACAUGUUGAUUGUGUUUGAUGAUAUAUUUGGUUCUGGACCAUUUCCGUCCAAUCUGCAGAAAAUCAAGAAGGUGUUGGCCAGACUGGCUGAUGUUUUAGUAAACAUCUCAGUUCAAAGGGUAGAACAGGACAAGAAGAAGAGAGAGCAGAAAAAACUGAAUGCAGACAAGAAGAAAAAUGAGACUUUGUCUGCUGCAGAUGCAAAAAGCCUCUACAAAGUCCGCUUCAUCUUCACAUCUAGAACCUACAACUGGAAUGAAGGAUGCAGCAGACUUCACCAGUUCAAAAUAAAUCUCUUCAACCCUGAGAGUGUUAUCGAUUUGGCCACAACUACUCUGACAACUGACGAAAAGAAAUCUAUAAUAAAUUCAUUCUUGAAAAGAAAUCAAAUGUUUGACAUCUCCAGUCAGGACAAGAACACAAUUACACAGUUACAAGACAACAUGUUUGGGUUUCCACUCAUCUGUCAACUUUACUGUACCAACCCAGCCUUCCAGAUGCUCAAAAUUACUACCUUCUUUCAGAACCCUGUGACCUAUCUGAGAGGUGAUCUUGACACCAUUAUCCGUGAAGGUAGCAGCAGAUCGGCAGCCCUCGUUCUCCUCGUCCUGUGUGGGGGGAAAGUUGGACCUUGUCUCUUUCAAGUCGGGGACAAAAUGUGCAGCAUUGUUCCAGGUUGUAAAGGAGGAGAUAGCAACCUGCACUCGUACAGACAUCGGUAAGGAGAUCAGCAACUUUACCGGCACCUACUGCACAGUAGAGAAUCAUGUUGCCUCCUUCUCACAUCCAUCCAUUCACGACGCCGCAGCAUGUGCUUUGGGCCCUCUCAAUGAAGUGUUGUUACUGGAACAUUGUUCUCUGCAGUUCCUAUAUGAAAGAGUCAGACUUAACAGGGAUGAUGGUUUUCAGUCAACCCACACUGAUGACGUGACAAACACGAUUUGCAUCACUUCCAAUCUAUUUCCAUUAGUCAUUACCAGAUUGGUGCAAGGUGUCCGAGAAGGGUGUUUUAGAUGGACAGUUGGUCACCCUAUAUUCAGCAACGACCAAAUAGCUUCCUCCUUCUUGACACAAAUGAUGUCAGACCUGCCAGAUGUUGUUCACAGAAAAGAUACGAGCUCCGGUGAAUGCUUUCUGUAUUGGGUCUCACUUUCAACCAACCAGUCAGUGUUUGAACGCUCAUUGUCACUGAUUUGUAAAGAGAGAGGCCUUUCAAAUUCUGUUGUCACUGACUUCUACGAUAGUGUCAUAGGCUGUAUACAGAGUGGCAAUCUACUGUAUCUUCAGCGUAUUGCUGCUGCACUCAAACAGCGUGACAAAUUUAAUGUAGAUUACAGGUCAACGGGCCACAAAACACUGCUGAUGAUUGCUGCUGAGGCAGGACAGUUGGAUGUGUUCAACUUCCUACUG